AUGACUUACAGGACCAAGGCAGAUGGGAAGAAAAAGCAGAAGCCGACCAAGAAACAACAGAAGGUAACCAAGAAGACACACUACAAGACUCAGCAUGGCAAGAGGAAGAUAGCACAUUCUGGAAGAAGGGCCUUCAAAGGAGGAAGCAGUUCCACAGAAAACCAGCAAAGUACAAGAACACACAUGGCCGGAGGCGUGGUGGGAGGGGAGGGGGUCGUCAGUCGGCCAGGAGAGCACCUGGUGACAAGAACAGUCAGCAGUCCAACUCAGGCUCACAGAUACAGCCAGUCCUCCGCCAGUGGUGAUGAUGGGGACCCCCCCAGAAGACCCUCCGUCACCCCUCUGCGAAGGGAACCAAGUGAUGGAGGGGGGAGAAGAGAGGAGACAGAAGAGGAAGAGUCCACUGUACCAGAGGAAGUUAUCACCACUUUGACUGCCCUGCUGAGUGAUGGUGUAGUUUUCCCUGAGCAGAACCAAGUCCAACAGUUCAUCCAGACCCUGGUGGAGUCGUACCUACACAGGCAGCACCGCGGCACAGCAAACUGGGCUUCCUGCAACUGUUCCUCCUGCAAGGUGGUCCACGGCGCCGUCAAACACGUCACAGGGUGCUCCAAACCCCCGGUGCGGUGUGAGAUCUGUGCUGCCGUGUUCCACUGCACUGUGGCCCACUCCAGGUCCUGUAACACCCGCCGCCUCUGCCCCAUCGCCUUCUGCCGCGAUGUGAAGAUCAAGCUUCACGAGGUUGAUCCAGGCCCGGUGAAAGCCAUCGUGGAGAAGCUGUGGGAUUUCCUGAAGAUCACGAUCAAACGGUCAGCACCGAGGUCUUACCAACAGCAGGGUCUGCUGUAUGGAGGUGGUGCAGAGGGCCCAGCCAGCCUUCCUGUGUUCCCGGGUUAUCAACAACUGUACGGGGAGUACAUGUCGCUACCUUACAGCACACAGCCGCCACCGUCACUGCCACCAUCAGCCAUGCUCGGUGCUCGGCCGAAGACGCUUGACGUUAGACCAGCAAGUCCUCCUCACAUGGGAAGAAACACCGUCAGGCCACCUGAACCGUCUGCCAUGCUUGGUGCCAGGCCGAAAAUGACCCAGCAACCACCACCACCACAAGCCAACGCACAAGCUGGUCCAAACAGAAAGGAGAGAAAGCUACCAGCCUGUCUCAGGCCUAGAGGAGGCAGGAAGGAGCCGGAAGUUGCCCCAGCACCCGUCGCUCCACCACGCAGGCGUCGGAAGAAAUCCACCCUCGAUUCUCAAGAAGAACAGCAGCCGCCUCCUUCACCACAAGUGGCAGAAGACGCCCCCCAGAGUCAGCCAGAAGUGCUUCCCUGCAACGUCGGACCUUUAGAGGGCUUCUGUCACGACGACUUCAGGCUUGAGAAUCCGAUCGGUCGGCGCGACGUCAAGCUUCGACCUGUAGAGGCAACACCUCGCAGUGGAAAAACCCCAGGGGCAGCAGAACCAGACGACAUUGCUCAAAACAACUGCGCCGCCGUGCACGCGUACUUCCAGGACGGAUACGAAGGGGUGACCUUCAGCGACAACGACCUACCUUGUCUGCAGAAGGGCUCAGGUGCGGAAGAAACACGGGAAGACCUCGUCGCGACGCGCGGCGACUACAUCCAGCAGCGAAGCGUGCAGAGCCUGGUCAGCUCUUCCAUCCAGGUGACGUCAUCAGUGCGGGGACUGCUUCCCUCGUACAACAACACCCUGUACAACUACAGCCAGGUGGUCGCAGCACCUCCAGACGGGCUACAAGACCAGGCAGCAGCAGCACCAGCCCUCCCUAACCGACUCUCCCAACUGGUGUCCUCCAUGCCUCUCCCGGCAGAGGCCAUCUCCAGUAUCCUGAGCAUGGUACAGCGGCCGGUGAUGCCACAGCUAGGGUCCGUGUCGGUGGUCCCACCCAGACACAUGUCCAUCUUUGCUGCACACUGGGAGCAGCUGGCAGAAGAGCUGCUGACAACCAACCGGCGGGUCACCAACCAGGAGCACGAAGGUUUCAUCCUGGACCUUCACGAGGAGAGGCUUCCGCCGCACGCCGGGCAGUUCCGCCUGGAUCAGCAGUGGUGGAGCGUGAUGGAGCUGGGCAGCGGGCGCUUCGGCACCGUGUAUCUGGGCUGCCUCGCGUCGGAGGAACAGGAGUUUAACUUUGCAGCCAAGAAGUUGGACGUGACCCAGGUGAGGCGUGAUGAGCUGGAGAUCUGCUGUCGUCUGGAUAACCCGUACAUCGCUACUCACUUCGGCGCCGUCCGCGAAGGCAGGGACAUCUACAUCUUCAUGGAGUUCCUGGAAGGCUACACUUUGGAGAACAUCAUUGACCAGUACCGAACGCUGCACCAGUACAUGGCCCUGUUCUACCUGUGUCAGGUGUUUGAAGGGCUGAGCUACCUGGAGGAGCAGAGGAUCAUCCUGGCAGAUGUCAAAGCUGCUAAUAUGAUGGUGUCAUCUGAUGGGGCUCGCCUCAAACUGAUUGACUUCGGGAUGGCUCACACCAUUCCUGAGGGGGCAGACUGGGUCGUGCCACAACGGAAUGCCUUUCCUGAGGGUACCCAGACCCACAUGCCGACGGAGGUGGCUGAGUGUAAGCCCCACAACUGUAAGGUGGACGUGUGGAGCGGGUGUUGCGUGGGGCUGCACAUGCUGAACGGCUGUCACCCCUGGAUCCGCCGCUACAGCCACGCAGCUACACUGCUGCUCAUUAUUGUUGACAAGGCAGCAGAGAUCCAGACAGAGAUUCCCUCGUCGGUCCACGAGAGUUUCCAGAGUUUGCUGAGGAUUGGUCUGGACCCCGACCCUGUCACUCGCCCUUCUGCCUCCACCAUGCUCACCAUGGCAGACGAUGCGCUGACAGAAGUUUACAGUGCUGUAGGGUCGGGACCCCCCAGUCCCACCGAGACGUCCCCCCAGGACCUGACACCCCCCUACAGUCCCCAGCUGGCCCCCCAGGUGUCAGGAGGGGGGUACGGGCCGACCACGUCCGAGCUGAGGAGGAUCAUGGAUGAUUUGGACCAGGAUGAACACGGACGCUCCCAGCCUGGUGACCUCCAGGAGCGUUGGGACAGUGAGAAGGACACGAUCGUGACCCCGGAGGAGCGGGAAGGUCAGGGGUACAGGCUGCUGAACAGGGGUGCAGGGAACAGCCACGGGGAGGGUGCACACAGGAGGGAACAGCCUAAUGGCACUGAUGAUGAGAAAGGCGGUACCCAAGAUGUGACACGAGAACCUUCAAGCUCUCAGGAUGUCACUGUGGAAGCCUUCCAUCCAGUGAGCUCCUUGGAAGAAUGCAGCAGCAGCAAUGCCCCAACAACGUCUUCAGAGAGUUCCACCCAACUGCGACGUCUUACUCCAGAGGGGAGACUGGACCUCAGAGAGCAACAGCGAUGUCCUGACAAGACAGAAGACACUUCACACCAACUCCUGAGGCAGGACAAAGCAACAGACAUCACCCAGCAGCCUGUGAAGCUCCAAGUUCUCCCUGCAGACACCACAGAGGAAGGAGAUCACAACAAAGACCAGCUCAACACAACAAACCCUGCCCUGAAAUAUCCAACUCCAAACAAACUCCCAGCCAACAACCCUGGGCAAGAAAUCAGUCAGCUACAUGUACAACAACCACCACAGCAUGCGUCUGCAGAAAUGGUGACGAGUCCCUCACAUCCACAAGAAAGCAAAGUCAGCUGCACACCAGUAGAGGUGGUUGCCUGUCUACCAGAUCCACAGCUGUCCUUCCCUGCACAGCCAGAAACCCAAACCUGCGACGCCCAAGUUCUACAUGUGCGUCAGAGCGUCACCCUUCCCUCCCAACCUCGGCUGGGGGCUGGAGCUGGUCUGUUCCUGAGUGGAGAAGAAUCCUUUGAUGACAUCUACCUGGGAGAAAUGGACAAGCACAAGAUGCCACAGGUGCUGCAAGGUGUUCAAGGACUCAGAGGAGACAGUGACACAGUGACCUCCACCGCUGCAGCAGUACCAUGCACCUGGCAGCCUGGCCCACAGUCUCUCCCUCCCCCGAUGUCUGCCGGCACACCCAGCCCCCCUCCCACCCAGCCUGCCUCCCUACAGGCGUUUGGAAAUCGCUCCCGUGUCCGUUUGGCCUGUGCCUUCUCCCACCCCCUCCACACUCCGGAUGAGAAGGAGGAGGUAGCAGCGGGCCUAGACACCCACCCAACAGCAGAAAUGAACAGCCCCCUUCUUCCACAGACCCCUCCCGAGUCACCCCCAGUUGCUGCCGCCAGCUCUCCCAGUACAGAGGGGUCGCUCACGACCCAGGGUAGCCCACGGAAAGGGUCGUUGUUUGACCUUGGGAGCCCCAUAAACGCCCCCCUCCUCACCCUUGAGAGGAAGAGCUCUAGUGGAAGCACCAGCCGGACACUGGCGCGCGAAAUGUCUCGUACGUCAAGCCAGAGUGUGGAGGAAGUGGAGGAGCAACUCUUGUCUGAGUUUCUAAUGAACCGUGUACUGGAGGUCGAUGACCUGGAAGAGCAGGAGGAACUGAUGGAAAGAGCAAGUCAGCUGUCAGCAUCCUCCUACCUGGGCGGCAAGGAACAACCAGAGGACCGGGUGGUGGAGUACGGUACAUCAUCUGGUGUGGAGUCCGGAACCCCCUCGCCCUCUGACCCCCAGAACAUCAUCAGGACUAUCUCCAACAGCUCUGUGGAGUCCGGUGGAUCCUCUGGAGUGUUGGUGAGGUUCGUGACUCGUGGCGACACCCUCUGCCAGUGUCGCGUGAAGCCCGCCAAGGCGAUCGUCGAGCUCUGCGAAGGCGUGGCCAACUCCAUCCAAUCGCGCGGCUUCCACCGCUUCACCAUCGUCCACACCGAUGGAACGUUCAUCCACGCCGACGCCACCGUGGGAGAGCAAGGGUCGAGGGUCAUAGGUCAGGAGCUGACGGUGGAAGUGGUGUCUGUGACAGGAGAGAACUGGCAGUGGUGCAUUAAUGAGCAGUGUAUCCUGGAGUACCAGGGGGAGGGGGAGAGGAUGUUCCCUAACUUUGAUUGAGGCCAUAUAUAUCAGGACACUCCAGCCAUCACUUAAUAGAGAUGCUGGACGAUAUAAAUUCCCUGGCACUUUUGAUCAAUUGCUUACAUGUAUGACACUUAUCAGUAAUUAAAGUCCCGUGUGAAUAAGAUCAUGACUGUGUUUGUAACUGUAACUCUCAAAUGGAAUAAUUUGAUUUGUGUGUGUGUGGUGUAUUUUAAUCAAAUGGUAAAUCAAAGUACUUAAGAAAUUUUAUUGAGGACAUUGAUGUAAGAAAUAUGAAUUUGUCUUAGUUGAUUAUAUAUAUUAUUGGUAUUGGAAAAAGGUAAAAAUAGAUGCUUUUAUUCAUAAAAUCCUAUAAUUUAAGCUGGUGGUGUGAAAUGUAAGAAUAUAAUCUACUACGUGUGUAAUGUGGUAAUAUCUACACCAUGUAAGUCAGAUAUUUUACUGAUUUUGUCUAGCA
Branchiostoma belcheri (Belcher's lancelet) is the source of this 5440-nucleotide messenger RNA. RefSeq lists its product as uncharacterized. Bases 1 to 4998 code for a protein of 1665 amino acids. Gene Ontology annotation, molecular function: ATP binding; protein kinase activity. NCBI's taxonomy places the organism in Eukaryota, Metazoa, Chordata, Leptocardii, Amphioxiformes, Branchiostomatidae. Gene Ontology annotation, biological process: protein phosphorylation; positive regulation of canonical NF-kappaB signal transduction. The record is from RefSeq and is a predicted model, not a curated record. The transcript is spliced from 18 exons.